Vicia faba (fava bean) is the source of this 1416-nucleotide messenger RNA. Lineage: Eukaryota; Viridiplantae; Streptophyta; Magnoliopsida; Fabales; Fabaceae. The record is from the annotation of a GenBank genome assembly.
AUGUUCGAUGGAUGGGACAGUCCUCAUUAUCCAUCCAAUAUCCUGAACUAUAUUCGAUUGAGACUAACAAAAAGAGUAGCGUUGCAGAUCAAGGGAGCUGAAAUGCUGGAAGAUAUCACAAUAAUAAUCAAAGUUCUUAUUCCAACUCAAAGCGAGUCAAAAGCUUUGCUGUACCUCGCCCUCACCUUUAUUCUACGCACCCUCCCUGCUUAUCCUGCGCUCCUUCACCGUUUCAUCGACUCAAAUACUCAACAAUACGCAUCUUCUCCUUCCGCUUCAACACUCCCAUCUCAACAAUUUCACUCUUCUGUUUCGUUUCAGGAAAGAAUCAUGAGUUGUUUCAGCUGUUGCCAAGAGGAUGAGUUCCACAAGGUUGCUGAGAGUGGCGGACCAUAUAUUGUAAAAAAUCCAGCAGGGAAUGAUGGAAAUUACCAUGCUUCUGAGUCUACAAAACCAGGAGCUCAGACUGUUAAAGUGCAGCCCAUUGAAGUUCCAGAGAUACAGGCCGAUGAACUAAAAGAAGUUACUGAUAACUUUGGACAAGAUUCUCUGAUUGGAGAGGGAUCGUAUGGAAGAGUUUACUAUGGAGUUCUUAAGAAUGGCCAGGCUGCAGCAAUCAAGAAGUUAGAUGCCAGUAAACAGCCUGAUGAGGAAUUCUUGGCCCAGGUUUCUAUGGUAUCAAGGCUGAAACACGAUAAUUUUGUCCAGUUGCUUGGAUACUGUGUUGAUGGAAACUCCCGUAUUCUUGCUUAUGAGUUUGCAUCUAAUGGUUCUCUUCAUGACAUUCUACAUGGCAGAAAAGGGGUUAAAGGAGCACAACCUGGUCCAGUUUUGACAUGGGCACAAAGAGUAAAAAUUGCUGUAGGGGCUGCAAGAGGGCUUGAAUACUUGCAUGAGAAGGCUGAUCCCCAUAUUAUUCAUAGGGACAUCAAGUCAAGCAAUGUGCUAAUCUUUGAAGAUGAUGUUGCAAAAAUUGCAGAUUUUGAUUUGUCAAAUCAGGCUCCAGACAUGGCUGCACGUCUUCAUUCCACUCGUGUCCUUGGAACCUUUGGUUAUCAUGCACCUGAAUAUGCAAUGACUGGACAAUUGAAUGCUAAGAGUGAUGUAUACAGUUUUGGUGUUGUCCUUCUGGAACUUUUGACCGGAAGGAAACCUGUUGAUCAUACACAACCACGUGGACAGCAGAGUCUGGUUACCUGGGCUACACCAAAACUCAGCGAGGAUAAAGUCAGGCAGUGUGUUGAUACAAGACUAGGAGGAGAGUACCCACCAAAAGCAGUUGCUAAGAUGGCUGCUGUUGCUGCAUUGUGUGUGCAAUAUGAAGCUGAUUUCAGACCUAACAUGAGCAUUGUAGUCAAAGCUCUUCAACCUUUGUUGACUGCCCGAGCUGGACCUGCUGGUGAAACAGCAAAUUAA